This is a messenger RNA of Debaryomyces hansenii CBS767, 777 nucleotides long. RefSeq names its product DEHA2F00220p. Lineage: Eukaryota; Fungi; Ascomycota; Pichiomycetes; Serinales; Debaryomycetaceae. The coding region runs from base 1 to 777 and encodes 258 amino acids. The record is from RefSeq and is a predicted model, not a curated record. The transcript has a single exon.
AUGUAUUUUUCAGGGGUAGAUAUUGAUAUUAUCACAUACUAUGACCCUGAGAAUCGAUGCAUUACAAUAAGCAUUGAUCUAUUUAUUAGAGUUCUCAAUAACUAUGAACAAAACACAAGGGUCUUUUUGGACACUCACUUGCUUAAGAUUCGGGGUAAUGAAGAUGAGCAAGAACGUCGUGCAGAGAAACUAGUGUCUAAGGGUAAUGCAUCUGUGGACCUCGGGAAUAUGCCUUUUAUACCUAUUGUUGUGUAUACUAGUCGUGCAUUGAUUACUGCUGAAUUUAGGGAGAUGAGUAGUGAUGAUUUCAAGGAAGCCUAUCUUGGUCCGCUUGAUAGUGUUAUUAGAGAAUCAUGUAUUAGGAGUCUACCUUUGGUACGCCAGUAUAAGUAUCCACUGGGCGAUGCAAUGCGUAUGGAACAAACUAUCCAAGAAUACUUUAAUGAAAUAGCAAUUCCGAUCAGGCAGCUUUAUCGUGAUGUUGGUGAUGUGAACAAUUAUUUUGGUAGUCCCUCAAUUGUAAGACCUGCAUUGGAUCAACGAAGAAUAAUACAGCCCGAUAUUAUUCAUAUGAGAAGCGAGUCGGAUUCAGAUAUGCAAUAUCCCGAGAUUGUUUUCGGGAUAGGUGAUUACAAAACAGGAGUCUAUAAAAUGAUGGAAGGCUUCGAAGAAUUCAAGACAGCUAUUCUGAACCGAAGAAGAUUGAGGCUGCAUUCCAUUGGGAAAUUCUUUCCAGAUAGAGAGUGGUCGCCUAGAGUAUUAUUGCGUUGGUUCUAA